Sarcophilus harrisii (Tasmanian devil) is the source of this 2222-nucleotide messenger RNA. RefSeq names its product zinc finger CCCH domain-containing protein 18-like. NCBI's taxonomy places the organism in Eukaryota, Metazoa, Chordata, Mammalia, Dasyuromorphia, Dasyuridae. The record is from RefSeq and is a predicted model, not a curated record.
AUGUAUUGCAGUCAGGAUCCUUUUCCACCCAAUGGUGCCCCACCCGUUGGACGUCAUCCAUUGAUGCUAGCCAAUCCUUGGGGUCAACCAGUUAUUAAUGAAAUUCUACCUCCACCAUCUCCAGAACCCCCAACAGAGAGUGCCUGGGAGAGAGGACUCCGGAAUGCAAAGGAGAUUUUAAAAAAGGCAAUGAUUCGAAAAGAACAGGAACCUGAUUUUGAAGAAAAAAAGUUUACAGUGACCAUUGGAGAAGAUGAGCAAGAAUUUGACAAAGAAAAUGAAUUUUUCAGAGAAUGGAAUUAUUGGAUUACUGGAGAUACAGCACUUGAACCAUAUUCAGAUCCUUAUUACGAUUAUCAAAUAGAACGAUUUUGGCAUGGUGGACAAUAUAAGAACUUUAGAGUGCAAUACACAGCAACUGAACCAUAUCGUAAUUAUCGAGAGAGGGAAAGGGAACGAGAGAGAGAAAAUAGACAGAGAGAACGGGAACGAGAACGUGAGAGAGACCGAGAAAGGGAACGGCGGCAAAGGGAGAGAGAGAGAGAGCGAGAAAGAGAAAGAGAAUGGGACAAAGAACGCCAACGAAGAAAAGAGGAGUGGGAACGAGAACGAGCCAAGCGAGAUGAAAAAGACAGACAGCACCGAGACCGGGUCAGAGAAAAAGAGCGAGAAAAAGAAAAGGAAAAAACAAAACCUAGAUCCUCGAAGCCACCAAGCCGUCAACCUGAGCCACCAAAGAAGGAAACCACAUCAACUGGCCUACAGGUGAAAAGAGCAGAUGAAUGGAAGGAUCCUUGGCGACGAUCUAAGUCCCCUAAAAAGAAACUUGGUGUAUCAGUUUUUCCAAGCCAUGCACGGAGGCAUCGAAAAACAUCUGCCUCAUCAGCAUCUACAUCCAAUUCCUCCAGGUCAUCUUCUUGUUCAUCAUCAUACUCUGGUUCUGGCUCCUCACGAUCCCGGUCCAGCUCCUCAUCCUACAGCUCCUAUUCUAGUCGGUCUUCUAGACACAGCUCAUUGUCAGGCAGCAGAUCCAGGUCUCGGUCUUUUUCAUCUUCCCCUUCUCCAUCGCCAACACCAUCCCCACACAAACCUUCUAUGAAAACUAAAGGAGACCCUGCCCCUCCUGCUGGAAAAGGAGAGAAGUCUCUGAAAAAGCCAGUUCCCCCUCCCAUGCCCACUAAAACCAUUACAUCUGCAGCAGAGCCAACCAAACCAGAAGAUAACAGAGAAGCCAGAAGGAAGGACCGCCCAACCAGAACCCUACCCAGGAGGCGGACCAUCAGCGGCAGCAUCAGCCGCAACGCCAGUAGCUGUAGCGGAUCUAGUUCCCCAUCCAGGUCCCAGAAUGUGAGCAGCGUCUCCUCCAUCUCCAAUGCCAUGUCAAGUAGCAGUUCUGUUCACAGUGCCGAUUCGAAGGACAUGUAUGCUGAUCUGGCCAGUCCUGUUUCCUCAGCCAGUUCCCGGUCUCCCAUGCCUGCCCAGCCGAAGAAGGAGAAAGGAAAGUCGAAAAAAGAAGACAAUGUUAAAGAAGAGAAGCAGAAAAGGGAGGCACCCACACAGUCCCCCAAAUCCACAAAACCUGCAGCCAGUAGUAAAUCAUCCCAGCAGGCACCACCUCCCCAACAAGGAGGGUUCAGCGCUCACAAAGAGAUCAAACUGACGUUAUUAAAUAAGGCAGCUGAUAAAGGAAGCAGGAAAAGAUCUGAACCAUCAGACAAGGACAGGCAAAUGUCUCCUCCAGCAAAACGAGCUAACCUAUCUCCUGAAAGAGGUUCUCGUUAUAGGAAGCCAGGUGGGAGAAUCUCUUCUCCUAAACAGGAACGCCAGAGAGGACAGAACCCCAAACCACCUCUGACUCAAACAGAUAGGAAACGCCAGCUGUCCCCACAGUCCAAGAGUUCGAGCAAAGUCAUCAGUGUGCCCGGCAAAGCUUCGGACGGGGGCCCGGCCACGACUGGUGCCAAAUCCGGCAAAUCAAUCAAGUUGUCGAGACGAGAGGAGCUCUUGAAGCAGCUGAAGGCCGUGGAGGAUGCCAUUGCUCGAACGCGGGCCAAAAUCGCUGGGAAAGUAUAGUUCCUGGCCGGGCCUACAGAGACUCUUACGUGUUUUCUUCCUCCCUCUCCUCUACUUCCUCCUUUCUUUUAUUCUUCCAACUUAUUAUGUAAAUAAAAUGUUAAAAAUAUUUUCCUAAGCAAACUGUUUAGUAUCAUAUCUUAAACAUC